AUGGACUUGGAGAGUUCCGACCACGACGAACGUGAUGCACCGGGCGCUUUGACCCGACGAGCGUGCGAUCAAUGUCGUCUUCGAAAGAUUCGAUGCGAUAAGCGCAGCCCUUGUUCGAAUUGUCGUAGCUCGACUCUGACAUGUCGGUUCACCCGCGAAGGACAGAAAUCCGAACCUCGGCGUCGUGUCUUGAUAUCUAGUCAAUAUGAGAAGAAAAUCGAUCAUAUCGAAGAACGCCUAGGAGGCGUUGAAAACACAUUACAGCGCCUCGGUAGCAUCGAGCAGUCCCUCAGGGAGAUCUUGAAAACAUCCCGACAAUCGAGCGGACGCCUUCCGGCCACUGGCACGAUCAGUUCGCUCCAUUCAUCAGUGUCGCCUGCAGCCCUAGCCGCCCAUGUUCAUUCACAAGCGACUGCAUCAGAGAGUACCGAGUGUAAAGGUCCCGGUUACACGUCCAAUCCUGCAAUCGAGCAACAUGAGUCGGUUCCGCAAUUCGAGGGAUAUUCCUCUCUUGCGGCUCACUCGGCCUAUGCGAAGGAGUUCCUUGAGUCGGCAGUGUCGCAUAGCACCCCCGAAGUACUAUCAAGUCCCAAGAUUGGCGAGGCUCUGACGUCCUUGAGACAGAUUGUGGAAAUGCAAGACAAGCAGCAGGAUGGAAGAGUGCACAGAGGUCAAUUGUCGGGCCAGCUGGGGAGUCGUCGGGAUAUUCGCGAGCUGGAAAUGCCGCCAAUGCCGGAAGUUCUGAGUAUCCUGAAAAGGACAAAAGAACGUCCGCCGGGUUGCUUCGGAAACUACCUGCCUUUCUUCACGGUUGACUACUUUAUCUCCAAGUGUCAGGCAGUCUACUUUGCGACUGAGGAUUACUCUGAUGCGACAUUUAUCAUCGCUAAUUUCGGUCUGAAUGCCAUAUUCUCUGAAUUUGGGAUCAUCGAGAAUGAGAAUUCAGUCAAAGCUGAGUAUGAACUGUAUGAGAAGAUGUGCAAAGAUAACCUGGAGGCGGCACUGGCGAGCUUGAACUUAUUGAUGCCGGUCACCCUGGAUUCAGUUGUGGCUCUUACCCUUGGUGCAAUCCACGGCAUCGAAAUCUCCAAGCCUUCUGUCGGCUGGACAUUUGCUUCUACUGCCGUGCAGAUGUGUCAAAGCCUGGGAUACAACCGUCUUUCCACGAUGGAAAAUGAUCCGAUAGAACUUCAGCACCGCAAGCAGGAUCUCUUCUGGUCUGCAUAUACCAUCUCCAAUAUGAUGUCUCUCCGGGUGGGUCGAGCUUCCGUGGUGCAGAUUUGCGACGUGGAUAUUCCUCCUCCGUCGGAGUGUUUUGUGGACAUGGGAAUAUGGAGCAAUGUUUGUGCGAUCUGGGCCCGACAAGCCAUUAUACAGAAUGAUAUCUACGUCAACCUGUACAGUCCCGCGGCCCUGAAGGGACCGGAGAAUCAACGUGUGAUGCAUGCAAGACGGCUUGCUGGUGAGAUGCAGAGAGAGGUCUUGGAGCCAUUUGAGCAAAUCAUGAUCAGAGACCUCAAUAUAACCGACAUCGACUACAUCUAUCUCCGAUCGGACGGCGUGAGUCGCUUGGCCAUUCUGACCCUCAUAUACCGCGCUAUUCCCGCCGAGCCCGGGUCCCCAAGCACAUUCGUCCCAGAAUGUACGCAGACUGCAAGGGCCGCUUUGGAGCUCCACCAAACGUGCGCCGGAAGUCUCAAAGAAGCGUCCGAGAAUUUACGAACCUCUUAUAUGCAUUGGGCAAUUCUCACCUCCCCUUUCGUUCCCUUCAUCGUCAUAUUCUGCAACGUCAUCACCACCUCGGAUCGCGAGGACCUCGCCCGCCUUGAGGCCUUCACCGCAUCCCUCCAACCCCUCUGCCGUUUCUCUCAAGCUAUCGACCGCCUCCACAACCUGUGCUCCAUGUUCAGCACCGUCGCCCGUCUCUACGUCGAAGCCAAGACUCGUAAACAAGCAGGUCAAGACAACAACAUGGAUGCCGUCGGGCAAGAAUUCGACGCUUAUUUGACGGCGCUGGGCUUGGCUCCUGCAACUUCCACGGCACAGAAUGUCUGGGGCGGAAUAAUCCCCGACGGCGGUGCUUCGGCGAUGAAUCUGGGUUUGACGGAGUCGGGGCUCCAGAGUCAGAGUCAGGGUCAUGACUUUGUAGGUAGCGCUGGGAUGGAUCUGUCGGCGAUGGCGGGUAUGUCGCAGGCGACGCAGUUGGGGAAUUGGUUCUCAGGCAAUCAGUAUAUUAUGGGGUUGUUGGAGGAGGAUCUUGUGCAGUUUAAUCCUUUGUGA
Penicillium diatomitis is the source of this 2280-nucleotide messenger RNA. RefSeq lists its product as uncharacterized. NCBI's taxonomy places the organism in Eukaryota, Fungi, Ascomycota, Eurotiomycetes, Eurotiales, Aspergillaceae. The transcript is spliced from 8 exons. Gene Ontology annotation, biological process: regulation of DNA-templated transcription; DNA-templated transcription. Bases 1 to 2280 code for a protein of 759 amino acids. Gene Ontology annotation, molecular function: zinc ion binding; DNA-binding transcription factor activity, RNA polymerase II-specific; DNA binding. The record is from RefSeq and is a predicted model, not a curated record.